Molecule: messenger RNA, 2584 nt
Organism: Amphimedon queenslandica
Lineage: Eukaryota; Metazoa; Porifera; Demospongiae; Haplosclerida; Niphatidae
Product: serine/threonine-protein phosphatase 4 regulatory subunit 3-like
Exons: 16
Coding region: 163-2505 (780 amino acids)
Biological process (GO): protein dephosphorylation; DNA damage response
Cellular component (GO): protein phosphatase 4 complex; nucleoplasm
Molecular function (GO): protein phosphatase activator activity
Source: RefSeq, a predicted model, not a curated record
AGGUGUGGUAAUGCAUCACGUGCUCACUUUCAAGAUGGCGGUGAGGGAGAGUAAUCAAAAUUUUUAAUUGUUACGUUCAAGCUUGCUUCUAAUGAGUUUGAGGGACUACUCCGAAAUAAAUACUCAUAAUACUUGACCCCUCCCAUCUCCUCUUCUGUUUUCAUGGCUACUGGGGGUCGUGUGAAGCUAUAUUGUUUCAAUGAGAGUCUGAAAUGGAAUGAUAUGGGGACUGGUCGGAUCAGUUUGAUGUAUCUCGAGAGACUCCAGGGACUAGCCAUUAUCAUACGCUCGGAAGCUGAUGGCUCACUGCUGUUAGAGUCGAGAGUUACCCAGGACAAAAACUACCAGAAACAAGAGGAAACUCUGAUCGUGUGGACGGAAGAGAUUCAAGAAAGUAAUGGAGACUUGGCCAUUAGUUUUCAAGACAUGAAAGACUGCGAUGACAUCUGGUUAAAAUUAUGUGAAUAUCAAGGUAAAGAUCCCAUCGAAUGUUCCCAAGAGUUUUCCGAAGAUGGCGAAAUAUCGGAUCAACUAGCCGACACGUCGGCUACAAUCGAGCUCCCUCCUUGUGAACUGAGUAAACUCGAGGAGAUAUACAGCAUUGUUACGAGCGCUCUCUCGGCCCCCGUCCCUCGUGAAGAACUAUCCUUAGUACUAGAGAGAGACAAUUACGUUCAGAAGCUCCUCGAUUUGUUUAAAGUCUGCGAGGACUUGGAAAACUACGACGGUCUACACUUGCUCUAUAACAUCUUCAGGACGCUGUUCCUUCUUAACAAAGUCGCCAUCCUCUCUGUAAUGUUUCUUCCCUCUAACAUUAUGAAUGUCAUUGGGGUCCUGGAGUACGAUCCGGGCAAGCCCCAGCCCGUCCCUCACCGGAAAUACCUUGAGCAGACCUCAAAGUACAAGGAUGUCAUUUCCAUUGGGAACUCUGAGAUAACAGAGAAGAUUCACUUGACGUAUAAAAUGUGCUACAUCCAAGAGGUCAUCCUUCCCACUCCGUCUCUCUUUGAGGAGAACAUGAUGUCCGCCUUCAACUCUCUUGUUCUUUAUAACAAGAGUGACAUUGUGAAUUCUAUCCAGGAUAACGGACGGUUGCUCUAUGAAUUGCUAUCAAAUCUCAAGUCUGAAUCAAUAGCUAUAGAGAAAUAUAGAGAAUACGCUUUAUUUCUUCGCGAGUUAUGCAAUUUUGCUCAAUCUCUCGAGAUGGAAAGUGGCACUAAAUUCUAUCACAGACUCUGUGCUUUUGAGCUCAUGCCAGCCCUUGAGCACAUGUUGUCAUGUGAAGUAGAGGAUGUUGUGGGCGUGGCUGUCGAUAUCAUUAAUCAAAUUAGCGAAUACAAUACUUCGAUACUUAGAGAUCAUAUUCUCAAACAAAGUGAUGCUGAAGAGGAUUCACAUUUCUUAAAUAUGAUCAUUGGAUUGCUUGUUGAUGCACAGUUUACCAGUAUUGACGUACAGUUGGUUGUGCUGAUAAAGACACUUAUUGAUCCUGAGAAUAUAAUGACUGAUCCAACUGCUCAUACUGUAGAGAAGACUAUUUUCCUCAAUUAUUUUUACAGACAUUGCAUGCAUCGUUUGAUGGCUCCGCUCAUGUCACAGACGACAGGAGACAAAAUAAGUAAAGACACUGGUUCCAAUGCUGUCCUCCUCAGUCAUAUAUUGGAUUUGUUAACAGUGUGUGUUGAGAAGCAUUCUCACUAUAUCAGGAAAUACGUCAUAGACAAGAACCUCCUUGGGAGAGUCUUAGUCCUCAUGACAUCAGCUCAUCGCCAUCUCAUACUAGCUUCUUUGAGGUUCUGUCGCAAGAUUAUUGGUCUAAGGGAUGAGUCCUAUUAUCUUUAUUUGACCAAACACGAUCUCUUUGGCCCCAUCAUAAAGACGCUGGAGUCCAAUGGAGACAGGUACAACAUGGUCAAUUCGGCGAUUUUGGAAAUGUUUGAAUUUAUAAAAACUGAGAAUAUCACAACACUCAUUAUGUAUACAGUUGAGAAGUAUGCUCAGACUCUUCAAGGGAUAAAGUAUGUCUCCACAUUCGAGGCCCUCAAGCUCAAGUAUGAUCAGAAAGUGGAUGCAAAUUCUAAAGUAUCAGAAACACCAAAGGGUAUCAUUCAUGGGUCUGUGAACCGUUUUCGGCGUGACCCUCGUGAACUUGACGAAGACGAAGAGAGUUGGUUUAAUGAAGAAGAGGAAGCCAUCGUCUCAGAAAACGUUCCUCCAAGAUCCUCUCUAUCAUCACUUUCUCGACUCAGCCCUCCUGUUACUAAUUCUCUCUCUCCUCCUCCCACUUCUCCUUCUUCCCCUCCCCACAUUUCCUUUUAUCCUUUUGGUAAUUUGCCUCGUCCUAGACUUAUCCGUUCCACAUCGCCUGUCAUGCAACCAAAAGCCCCCUCUGCACUACACAGUCUUGUUGAUUAUGAUGAAGAUUCUGAUGAAGAGACUGGAGGUGAUGAAGACGAUGCUGGCGGCAGCAGUCCAGCCAAACGACAAAAACUGGAUGAUUCAUAAUCGCACUGUGCUUGCUCUCUUUUUACUCUUUCUCUCUUCCUCUUUAUAAAUUUCACUACUGGUUAUUAUUAUUAUUAUU